Molecule: messenger RNA, 1041 nt
Organism: Theileria annulata
Lineage: Eukaryota; Apicomplexa; Aconoidasida; Piroplasmida; Theileriidae
Product: Theileria-specific sub-telomeric protein, SVSP family
Exons: 1
Coding region: 1-1041 (346 amino acids)
Source: RefSeq, a predicted model, not a curated record
AUGAAUAAAUACUUUAGAUACACUUACAUACUUUUAAUAAUCAUCUUAAUUGGAUCUGUUAAGUCCUCUGAUAAACUGCCAUCCCCAGAUGAUGAACAAGGUGAUGAUGAUGAAGAUAUUAAUUUUGACACAGUUGUAAGAGAAUUAGAAACACUAAUUGAAGAAAAAGAUCAUGAAACUUCUGGUGAUACAGUAGUUUCUGAUAAUCUUAUGCAACAUGGACUUGGGCAGAUUACUGGUAGUGGAUACACAUCACAACCACCACAACCACAGCCACAACCACAAGACCAAUCAGAAUAUCCUCAGGAUGAACGAAAAGAAGAAAAAGAUGAUGAAUAUAUUGAUGAUGAAAACUAUUUUGAUGAACGUGGUAGAUAUGUCGAAGGAUUUAAACGUGAAUGGUCACUAAUUAAGCCUCAAAUUCAUGUGUUACCAUUCACGUUAUUUUUGAAAAGAAAUUCGGACGGUGAUCUUAUACCAAUGAAUAAAUCAGAUCUACGUUUAAAAACGGAAAGUGACUAUUAUAUAAAAGUUGAAUUUGUGGGAAACUGUUCAAAAAUAUUCCAUAAUAAACAAUUUCUUUGGUCAAAAAAAGAAGGCCAUCCAUACCCAGUUGGCUUGGUUUAUAAAAAAGUAUAUAAGUUAUAUAAUAUUAUAUUGUAUAAUAGAAUAUUAUCAUUUAAAUUUAACGAACUAAAAUGGAAAAUGAAAGUUUUCAAUAUUCCAAAUAAUAUCAGUUUUUAUAGUCAGGACGAAGGUGAUAAUUAUGUUAAAAUGACUGCUGAAAAUUACGAUGUUGAACUUUGCGCGUCUGAUAUAUUUAAAUUUUUAUUCUUAAAUAAUAUAAACUGUACAAUGAUUAUGAUGGAUGAUGAAGUGGUAUUUAAAAAAGGAUCUGAUAAAUCCAUUAUUAAAUAUGUAACAUAUGGACUUGUUUUAAAUUCAUUCAGGCUAUUUUUCAACACAAAAGUUAUUGAUUGUAUUAAUGAUACAGGAAUAUGGACUUGUCAUAUUUGUAAAACUAAUAAAUCCAGAAGAUAA